Messenger RNA from Salvia miltiorrhiza (redroot sage), 1180 nucleotides. RefSeq lists its product as uncharacterized. NCBI's taxonomy places the organism in Eukaryota, Viridiplantae, Streptophyta, Magnoliopsida, Lamiales, Lamiaceae. Gene Ontology annotation, cellular component: endoplasmic reticulum membrane; COPII-coated ER to Golgi transport vesicle; Golgi membrane. Gene Ontology annotation, biological process: endoplasmic reticulum to Golgi vesicle-mediated transport. The transcript has 5 exons. Bases 167 to 964 code for a protein of 265 amino acids. The record is from RefSeq and is a predicted model, not a curated record.
CAUUUCCUUCACCGGUAAGCUUCUCUCUCUCUUUGCGCUUUUGAUUUCUUGAAGAAACCAAUCUCUUGAAAAAUCCGGCAUAUAUUGGGGCUUAAACUGGAUCCGAAUUGGUCGGGGAUCGGAUGCAGGAUUCCGCUGUGAUAAAUUUGAUUGAUUCAGGGUAAAGAUGUAUGAUAAUGUUGGACCGCAGCUUGGUGUCCCUCGGCCACCUAAUGCUCAACCAAACCCUUUUGAAAAUUCGUUUUAUGGUGCAAGUUCGGGAUUCAUUAGAGGUGGACUGGGUGCUUACGGAGAGAAGAUUCUAGGAUCUAGCUCUGAAUAUGUGCAAAGCAAUAUCAGUAGGUACUUUUCCGAUCCACAAUACUAUUUUCAAGUCAAUGAUCAAUAUGUGAAGAACAAAUUGAAGGUCGUUCUUUUCCCAUUUCUACACAGGGGCCAUUGGACAAGAAUCUCCGAGCCAGUUGGUGGCAGGCUCUCUUACAAGCCCCCAAUUUAUGAUAUAAAUGCCCCGGACUUGUACAUUCCUUUCAUGGCAUUUGGUACCUAUUUGGUUCUCGCUGGCCUAUCAUUAGGACUUCAUGGAAAGUUUAGCCCUGAAGCCCUGAACUGGCUGUUUGCCAAGGGGCUGGUAGGCUGGGUUUUUCAAGUUGGCCUUCUGAAAAUGACAUUGUUGUCCUUGGGUAGUGGAGAGGCUCCUUUGCUCGACAUGGUGGCGUAUGCUGGAUAUACUUUCACGGGACUGUCUCUAGCUGUCUUCGGGAGAAUUUUUUGGAGCUAUGCAUACUACUUCCUGUUACCGUGGACAUGUUUGGGCAUGGGGAUUUUCUUGGUGAAGACGAUGAAACGAGUCCUUUUUGCAGGUUAUGAUUCGACUAGGCAUCAUUAUCUGUUGCUUUUCAUUGCGUUGGCGCAAUUCCCACUCCUCGUUUGGCUCGGUAACAUCAGUCUUAACUGGCUUUUUUAGACACUGCCCUCAAAUUGUAGCAAAGGAACAUUGUUCGUAUCGAAUGUAACUGUAUCUCAUUUCAUAUUUCUUCUUGGAUUCCAUAUUCAAAUCCCGCCAAUCUCUUCUAGUUUGAGCGAUUGAACUCGCAUGUGUAUAUCUGGAUAACAUGGGUGGUCAAAAUGGUUUUUUAGCUGAUUGGAUAAUUCAAUAUUCAUCUACCGUUUUUAAUUUACA